Suillus plorans is the source of this 1160-nucleotide messenger RNA. Its product is annotated as RNA polymerase III RPC4-domain-containing protein. NCBI's taxonomy places the organism in Eukaryota, Fungi, Basidiomycota, Agaricomycetes, Boletales, Suillaceae. The record is from RefSeq and is a predicted model, not a curated record. Gene Ontology annotation, cellular component: RNA polymerase III complex. The coding region runs from base 118 to 1137 and encodes 339 amino acids. The transcript has 5 exons. Gene Ontology annotation, molecular function: DNA binding. Gene Ontology annotation, biological process: transcription by RNA polymerase III.
GAAGCCCCCCCACCAACCAUCCCUAAUGCAUCUACUGAUCGAGGGCGCGGACGUGGGCGGGGAAGGGGCAGGGGAGGAGAAGGUCGCGGUGCCGCUCCCCGCCCAGUUCCAGUAGAAAUGACUGCCAGUGGGCCAUUCGCUAUGGGACCUGCUCUCGCAGGCACCUCAGCACGGCGCAGCGCUCCUCGCUCCAAUUUCACACCCAUCGUUCCAUUGGGACCUGGAAAUGCAACUGCUCUUGGUGCUGGUCUCUCUGGAGCUGCCGCUCCUUCAUUGAAGAGGGAGAAGGAGACUGUAGCACCGAUCAUUGACGAAGAUGACUACUCUGAUCCGGACGAAGGUGUCGAGAUUAUCGACAUGGAGAACGUGAGACAGAUGGACUGGAUGGCUCCAGAAAGCUUGCGCAAAGAACGUAAAGAAAAGAAGAAGAAAAAGGACAUUCAGGUGAAGCUUGAGGAUCCAUCAUCACCUUCAAGUAUAAAGAAAAAAGAAGAGGAAAUGAACAUCGAGGAAGUAGAUUUGGCUAAUGCCCUUGAUCUUAGUGAGAGCGAGGAAGAAGAAGAACUCGAGGACCUUAUAGAUGAUUUCGCGGUGCAAGGUGAAGCGGACCAGGACGCAGACAUACGACAAGAGCGUCUCUACUUCUUCCAGUUCCCUGAGCCGUUUCCAACAUUCGUCUCCAAUAUCCCAUUGACCAGUCCGACGGCAAUGAGUGUUGAUGAGCCUCCAUCAGAUAGCCAUCCACGUAAAGUGUCUUUCGCAGCAGACGUAAAGCCACCAGGUCCUAGCGGAGAUCCAGCAGGCACAUCCACAGGGCCAGAUGCAGAACAAACGAAAGAACUACCAAAAGUUGAUGGUGUCAUCGGGCAGCUCGAAGUAUAUCGUAGCGGGGCCGUCAAAAUGCGCCUUAGUAAUGGCAUCCUCAUGGAUGUAACUGGCGCAACUCAGCCAUCAUUUUUACAGCAAGCUGUCCAUCUGGAUCUGCAAAACAAACGCUUGCACAUCAUGGGAGAAGUCAACAAGCGGUUUGUCGUCUCGCCAGAAAUAGAUACACUCCUUCAUGCGAUGGAGUUGCGCGAUCAAGCUGAGGCCAACGCCAUGCCAAUCGAUGACACGAAUUUAAUCAAGAUGGCCUAGGAUACAGCGGACAGCGAAAACGU